AUGGCCCCCGACAAACCCCCUCCCCUCCCCCUCGCCCCCGACCGCGCCGCCCUCUCGAACCGCAUCUCCCUCCUCCUCUCCGCCCAGUCCUCCGUCCUCAAGACCAUGAGCCAGUCCUCCGCCGCCGCCGCCAAGCGCCAGCCCCAACCCCCGAGGCACCACCACCACCGCCCAGACGUGGAGGACCUGUUCCGGGAGCACGCCCGUCCGAACGAGGGCGUGGGGUACGUCGCCGACGCCGCCAAGGCGAAGAGCGACGAUGCCGCGAGGGAGGACAGGAUGUUGAGGGGCCGACUGCUGGGCAAGCGCAGAGAUUUGAAUGCCGGGAGACGGAGGGCCCGGCCGGCGGACGAGAACGAGGAGGAUGACGAGGGCGGCAGGAGCUCGUUGGGUAAGAGGAAGAGGCCAAAGAGGGCAGCGGAAACUGCCCAGGAGGCGGUGGAGGCAGAAACGAGCCACCUGGCUCCUGAGGGCAACGUGGAUCAGGAUCAAACAGACGAAGCGCACAAUGACUUGGACGACACGGGAACGAAUCAGAGCAGGGAGCCAGGUAGUUUCGAUCUACCAGACCACAAUCAGUCGACUGCAGAAACAAAAACAAAGAAGAAGAAGAAGAGGAGGAAGAACAAGAAAAUUCAAGAAUGA
Clonostachys solani is the source of this 645-nucleotide messenger RNA. The record is from the annotation of a GenBank genome assembly. Lineage: Eukaryota; Fungi; Ascomycota; Sordariomycetes; Hypocreales; Bionectriaceae.